CAAUCUUUUACUCAAUUUUUUAUCUGAAUAACUUCCUAUUCUAUUUUCCAUUCUCCAUCUCUCGUUGUGAUAGAACAGAGAUUAUUUUUGUUACUAAAUCUGAACAAGCAUACUUUAGACUAGCUACAUAAAUAGAAUCUAAAUCCUUUAUAAUAAACUUUCAGCAUCAGGUUUUUAAGAGAAGUCAUUAGCAAUCCUCGUUUUAAGAGUAUCAACUUUCACAAAUCUCUCCAAAGUACAACAUAUCAUCAUAGUUUUGAGUUUAUAAGAUAAACUUCAAUUUCUUAAUAACUUUAUCGUUUCUAAUCAUUCCAUAACUACCUCGUUUCUAUCAACUUGAACCACCCAACAAGAUGCCUAGCCAACAACAAAGCGUAAGAGUAACCAGAAGAGGAAGAGUAGAAGAUCCAGUAGCAAACCCUACAGUCAUUCCGCCACCUUCGUCAUCCGGUUUAGACCAAGAAAACCCUACUGAUAGCAAUUUAGAAGGUACAGACAACCCCGACGAAGAAGAACUAGACGGAGAAGCACUCGACGAACAGCUUCGAGACGACAUAGCUGGCCAAAUGGAGAAUUAUCAGCAGGGUGAAGCUAACGAAUCAAAUGUAAUAGCUCAAAGAGUGGACUUGACCAUAUUGGAGAACGAAGAAGAAGAUCAACCGUCAGAAAGCUCUAGUUCAAACAACUCAGAUGGUUCAACAUCGGAUUCAUCAGAUGAAGAGACAUCAAGCUCGUCUUCUGACAGUUCCUCAUCGUCUGAAGAUGAAUCAAACGACUCAGAAGUAUCGGAACAAAAGACGAAGAAAGGCAAACGCAAAUCUAUCAAAUCACUUGAUAAAGCGAUAGAAAACGCCAUAAAGGAAAGAGAGAAAGCAAACAAGAAAGAGAUGAGCACAACCAAGAAGAGAGUGAAAGAAGGAACAAACAAGCAUGGGAAGAAACCAGCUACGAAGAAGAUGAAGUCUUCGUCUUCGGCAAAGAGCAAAGUAUCUAAAGAAAACGGUAUACAUUUUCAAUCUGGUCUAGCUUGCACAUCCCUGCUUCCUACACUUCAAACCUAUUGAAACGAAGCGAUGCUGAAACUGAACGAGAGAGUACCUUUAACGGUUUUGAACCCGUCUUUUGUUCAACUCGAUCAAGAAGAGAGCCACAAGAAUCAGCCAUCAUCAUCAUCCAAAUCGUCUCGCAUAGAGGACUAAACCCACCUUCUGAAUACAGGAUGUCCUUCGGCGAAUGGAUCGAUGGAAUCUCUUUGCUCAGAAAGUAUUUGAAAGAAACUUACAAAUUCGAAAUAUUAGCAAAGCAGCUAAAGAAUCACAUUAAACAUGUGAAGAAUAUAAAAGACUCAACCGAAUGUUGGAUGAUAGCACUCAGAUACGAUAUCAUGUUCAGGUCCCAACUCUUCACGCAUCAAGCAAAAGGUGUUCCAGUCCCAGAUGCAGGUUUAUAUGUAGAAAAUUACGAAAAACGAGCCAAAGAGCAAGCAGCGAAAACGGGAGAACUAUCCUUCGGUAACAUAAACCCUUAUGCAAAAGGGGAGCGUUACGAGAAUAGAAACCCGAUUACGGGUAACUGGAUUGAUAACCCAACUACGACUGGGAUGAAAAGGAAAAUGUCAACCAACAACCGCCAUUCAUCAUCCCACAUAAGACGACCCGUUAGACAUCCUAGAACUCUUCAGCAUCAAGACUUAGCAGAAAGAACAACAAUCGUAAACCAAGUAAGAAACGACGGAGAAGGAACUCCAAUUGUACAACCUAACGCUGUAGACAACAGCGGAAGAGGAGGAAAUAGGAGAGGAAGAGGAGGCACAAACACCAGAGGUAGAGCACGCCAACAGUGAGUCUUGUCACAGAUCUGUCUACAAGAGAGCAUAUUUUCCAGAAUUUCCUUUUUUAUCUUUCAUCUUUUUUCACUAUCUCGGUCCUUUCCGAUUCUGCUCAACAUAGUCAAGGCGUAGUUACUCCCCUUCAUUUAUGAGUGCACUACGUUUUGUUUUUCUUGAAGUAAAUGUCAUAAAUUUGUUGAUUAACAUGUAUAACGAUAAGUAUAACUGUACCUGUGAUCUUUAAACAGAUGAAAGUUGUAUACUCCAUUUUGAUUGAAAGAAAUAGAAUCUUAAUCUGUUAAUUAACAUAAAGAAGUUU
Melampsora larici-populina 98AG31 is the source of this 2147-nucleotide messenger RNA. RefSeq lists its product as uncharacterized. The transcript has 6 exons. The coding region runs from base 354 to 1064 and encodes 236 amino acids. The record is from RefSeq and is a predicted model, not a curated record. NCBI's taxonomy places the organism in Eukaryota, Fungi, Basidiomycota, Pucciniomycetes, Pucciniales, Melampsoraceae.